Molecule: messenger RNA, 1992 nt
Organism: Ramularia collo-cygni
Lineage: Eukaryota; Fungi; Ascomycota; Dothideomycetes; Mycosphaerellales; Mycosphaerellaceae
Product: related to putative arabinase
Exons: 3
Coding region: 1-1992 (663 amino acids)
Biological process (GO): carbohydrate metabolic process
Molecular function (GO): hydrolase activity, hydrolyzing O-glycosyl compounds
Source: RefSeq, a predicted model, not a curated record
AUGCGGGUUUCUUUUCUUGCGACACUCUUCGGCCUCGCCAGUGCGAGAGUAUUGAAUUAUAAGCCUGAUUAUGAGAAGCUGUCUGCUCGACAGGAUGCUACUGCUGAGUAUGAGGGAUACAUGUUUGCCUACUUUACCGGUAACGAUAUUGCGGGAGAGAAGAUCUACUUUGCUGCCAGCAAUGGGAAUAAUGCACUUGAUUGGACUGAACUGAAUGGAGGUCAACCUGCUCUUACUUCGACCAAAGGUACCAAGGGAUUGAGGGAUCCAUUCAUCAUUCGAAGUCAUGAGGGCAACAAGUUCUUCUUGAUCGCUACAGAUUUGUCUAUCGGAAGUGGGACUUCUUGGGGCGAUUCGGUCAGGACAGGAAGUCGGUAUCUAGAGGUUUGGGAAUCAAACGACUUGGUCAACUGGUCUGAACAGCGUCACAUUUUGGUCUCGCCUCCAACUGCUGGGAAUACAUGGGCUCCAGAAGCCUACUACGACGAUGCUAUUGGAGCGUACGCUGUCUUUUGGGCUUCGUCCCUCUACGAGGAGAGUGAUACCAACCAUACUGGGGACACCUACCACCGGAUGAUGUACGCUACCACGCAAGACUUUGUCACUUUCACCGAGCCUCAAGUCUGGCAAGAUGCUGGUACUGCUCGCAUUGAUUCAACUGUCAUCAAGUCGGGAGAUGAAUACUACCGCUUCACCAAAGACGAGGGGGCUGUCUCUGGCUGUACCGACAUCAUCCAGGAGAGUUGCCCAGUCUUGCUUGACCAACUUCCUUCCUGGAAGAGCAUCGCAACAUGCAUUGGGAAAAAUGCCGGUACUCAAGCCAUUGAGGGACCUACCGCUUUCAAAUCCAACCCUGACGACGUCAGUGGAGAUAAAUUCUACCUUUUUGUGGAUGAGUAUGGUGGCCGUGGAUACAUUCCACUGGAGACCGCCGACAUCAGCAAGCCGGAUUGGAAAGUGUCGAGCUCGUACAAACUUCCUGCCAGUCCUCGUCAUGGGACUGUGAUGCCCAUCACAGCCGCUGAGCUUGCAACCAUCACUGGCGACCAGGCGAGGAAGCGGGAGAGUGCUCUGAUCCCCGGACUGUACGCAGACCCGAACAUCGUUGUGUUCGGUUGCGACUACUAUCUUUACGCCACAACAGAUGGCUUCUCUGGCUGGGGAGGGAACCAAUUCUACACUUGGAAAUCUACCAACCUUGUUGAUUGGCAACGAUCAGAGUCUGCUUUCCUCACUCUGAAUGGCACCGACGGGAACGUACCUUGGGCUACAGGAAACGCCUGGGCUCCGACCGCCAUUGAGCGUAAUGGAAAAUACUACUUUUACUUCAGCGGCCAGAACCCCACAUACGAUAGGAAAACCAUCGGUGUCGCAGUUGCAUCAUCUCCAGAAGGGCCAUUCACAGCAGAACCCACCGCAAUGAUCCUCAACAACGAAGCCGUAGUUUCCGGCCAAGCCAUCGACCCAGCCGCUUUCGUCGACCCCAAAACCGGAAAAUACUAUCUCUACUGGGGUAACGGCAACCCCGUAAUGGCAGAACUCGCCGAGGACAUGACAUCCCUAGUCCCCAACACGAUUCAAAAUAUCUCCGGUCUGACGGAUUUCCGCGAAGGCUCUUUCAUGGUUUACCGCGAACCAUUCUACCACAUGACAUACUCCAUCGACGACACCGGGAGUGAGAAUUACCGUGUCGGGUACGCGACUGCUCCAAGCGCUACUGGACCUUUUACAUACCGCGGAGUGGUGUUGAGUAAAGAUUCUGAGAAGGGGAUUUUGGCUACGGGACAUGAUUCCGUGGUUAAUAUUCCUGGGACUGAUGAGUGGUAUAUGGCUUAUCAUCGAUUUGCUAUUCCUGAGGGAGAUGGUACGAAUAGGGAGACGACGAUUGAUAAGGUGACUUUUGAUUCUGAGACGGGGUUCAUGGAGGUUGUUGUGCCGACUUUGAAUGGCGUUUCAAAGGCGGAGAUUGUGCCUAGUUGUGCAGUAGCUUGA